Vigna angularis (adzuki bean) is the source of this 810-nucleotide messenger RNA. Its product is annotated as RING-H2 finger protein ATL70. Lineage: Eukaryota; Viridiplantae; Streptophyta; Magnoliopsida; Fabales; Fabaceae. The coding region runs from base 162 to 677 and encodes 171 amino acids. The record is from RefSeq and is a predicted model, not a curated record. The transcript is spliced from 2 exons.
AAUCCAUCAGCUUUUAGCAGCAAACCAUAAGGUAGGAGGAGAAAGUGAAAUGAAUUGCACAUGCGAUGCCUAAUUGCUCUGUCUGGACAUAUUUGGCCGAGCACUUCCAAAUGCAUAUUUUCUUGAUUCAUACAACAAGCCCCUAGUAUUUCAUACAUAGGAUGAGCAGCAACACUGCGGUCAAUUCCCCUGGAUUCCUCGGCUCAAGCAACAUCAGUGGCUACAGUUAUGGCAUAGGAAUCUCCAUUGGAAUCCUGUUGCUCAUCAUAACUAUCACUCUAACUUCUUACUUCUGCACCAGAACACAUGUCUCGUUUGCUGCAGCUACCAGGAACAGAAGAUUCACUCCGAAUGUUCUUCAACCAGACCACUCUGUAGUUGAUGUCAGUUUGGAUGAAGCCACCAUUCUCAGUUAUCCAACCCUUCUAUACUCUGAAGCCAAGGCUCAGAAGCGUGAUUCCACUGCAACAUGUUGCUCCAUUUGUUUGGCAGAUUACAAGGACACUGAUAUGCUUCGCAUGCUACCUGAUUGUGGACACCAAUUCCACCUCAAAUGCAUAGAUCCAUGGUUGAGAUUGCAUCCCACUUGUCCAGUUUGUAGAACAUCUCCAAUUCCAACGCCCCUCUCAACUCCACUGGCUGAGGUAGUUCCAUUUGCUAUCAUACGAGAUUCAUAAAUAGACCUAAAUUCUCGUGUCGACCAGAGAAAUGAUAAAUUUAUAAUAUAUAAGUCAUACAAAUUUUAUUUUACACAUUAGUUUUAGCAAAAUUUGUAUUUUUUUAAUGUAUUAUUUCAUCCUAUUGUCUCGA